Molecule: messenger RNA, 486 nt
Organism: Penicillium salamii
Lineage: Eukaryota; Fungi; Ascomycota; Eurotiomycetes; Eurotiales; Aspergillaceae
Source: the annotation of a GenBank genome assembly
AUGCCUUCUUCAACCUCCACAAAUGGAGUCUCUUCCACCCCCGACGCCCUCGAAUCCGACCUCCUCGUCAAGCUAUCCGCCAGUUGCGCGCUCGAGGACUUACAAGAGAAUCUCCUCGGAUCACUACAUCGCCUGGGAUGGACCGAAAAAGUAACCACCCUGGCAGCCGAACUCCUCCGCGCCGGCCGCUGUGAGACCUUUGACGAAGUACUGGCUGCAGUCCUCGCCUCCGCCGAGGGUCGACACCACCCCGCCCUGGGGCCAAAAUCCGCCAACGGCGAGUCAACUUCAAACGGAUCCAAAGAAACCAACGGUACAAAAAAGGGCAACAAGGAUACCCCGUAUGAUCCCAUCAAAUACAUUGAGGAGGUCAAUGUGCGCAUUCCAGAACCAGUGGUUGAAGAAGGAGUCCGUGGAUUAAAAGACAUAUUGCGAGAAGUGGCCGAUCUGGAGGGCGAAAGCACCCCCAACGGAGAGAAGAAAUAA